Messenger RNA from Brassica oleracea var. oleracea, 2306 nucleotides. Its product is annotated as PHD finger protein At2g01810. The coding region runs from base 37 to 2160 and encodes 707 amino acids. NCBI's taxonomy places the organism in Eukaryota, Viridiplantae, Streptophyta, Magnoliopsida, Brassicales, Brassicaceae. The record is from RefSeq and is a predicted model, not a curated record. The transcript is spliced from 3 exons.
UUCUCUUUUCGUCGUCGUACUAGUCUCUUUGCAGUCAUGGCAAUAACCGCAUACGACGCCCUCACGGAGAGGAAAAAACCGGCCAAGAUCAUCAAUUUCAGCGAUUCCGCCUCCUCUUCCUCCUCUUUAGUUGACCUCUCGUCGACUACUUUCCGCGACAGCAUCAGAUCGCUUCUCAGCGACUACGCCGCGACAGAAGAUUACACCGUUCACGGCAACACCGUCUCCUGUAUCUUCCUCUACAGCGAAGAGACCGGCGCCGUGUUCCCUCUUUUCACCGUCGAAGAACGAAUCUCCGAAGGCGAUUUAUCUCAUAAUCUUCUCUGCGAUGUUUGUAGAUGCGUCGGUUGGGGUCAUCAUUACGUGACAAAGAGAAAGUAUCAUUUGAUAAUCCCGAGGAUUGAUAAAUGGAAGGAGCCAUUGACGAGAGAGACCAUUAAGGCUAGCACGCAUUUGAUGCAUGGUGUGAUUCACUGCAAUGGCUUUGGUCACUUGCUAUGCAUCAACACUGAUGAUGCUUUUCGUAAUUACUUCUCUGGCGACCAAAUCAUGCACCUUUGGGACCGUCUUUGUUCAACUCUUCACACUAGGAAGAUUUCACUGGAUGAUAUAUCGAGGAAGGGAUCGAUGGAUCUGAGGCUGCUCCAUGGUGUUGCAUAUGGGAGACCAUGGUUUGGGAAAUGGGAUUACAUGUUCUCUCAUGGAAGCUUUGGGAUCAGAAAAGAACAAUACAGUCGGGCUAUUUGCAUUCUUAGCUCCAUGGAAGUUGACAAGAUAAAGGAAGAUUUCUCCGGAACAAGAAAAGAGAGACUGAUGAAGAUGAUCAUCAACUUCUACAUAGAAUCAAGUAAAACGCCAUUGGUCACUCUCUCUGAGUUGCUUCAGUUCAUGCUUGCCUUCGCUUCUAAAGCUCCCGUUGAAAGAACCACUGCAAUGUCAUUAGUAGCAAUGUCUUCAAAUCAUGUUUCAAACCCGAUUCCUGAAGACGACGGGGACACUUCUGAUAGCUCUUUUACCUCAUCCCCUGAUGAUCAGGAGGAAUCAGAUAAUAAUGAAAAUGAUUCUGACGCAGACGAUGUCCUAGUCGAUCAAGAUACCACAAUGGUGGGCAUGGUUCCCCCAAAGUAUAAUUCAUUUGAUGCUAUGGCCAGGGGAGAAGAUGCUAGAUGGUCUGCAAAGAGGUUGAGUAACGCAGCUCAAGCUGUUCUCAAAGUUUUCAACGAGAGAAACAACAGCGUCAUUACUCGCCAAGAGCUACGUGAAGCUGUUAGAGGCAGCAUUGGUGAUACAGGGUUGAUUGACUUCUUGCUCAAACACAUUGACAAGGUUCUAAUAGGAGACCAAAUAGUUCAGAGGUUCACAAACCCUGAAUCGCGGAUGCUACAAUUCUCCCUAAGGAAAAUAACUUCCCCUGAUCUAGAGCGAGAAGCGAAAAAGAGAAGGAAAACUCAAGAAACUGAUGAAUGGAGAUCAACCACUCCUGGACUAGAUCCUUACGAAGACAUUCUCUAUCUGUAUCAGAAUCUCUUGCUAUCUUAUCCUGAUACAGAGGUAUAUAGUGAUGCCUCUGAGGUUAUCUUGAACUGCAAGGGCUUUGUGAAAGAGUGGCCCUUACUCUCUCACCAGGAAAAGAACUAUUUAACAGUAAGCUGCCAAGUCUUGCCCAAUCACGAAGAGGUACUCAGAGACUUCACCAGGAAACUACCCCCUGGAGAACUCGUGAUGGUUCCUCAAAACGCAACCAUCAGAGAACUUAAGUCUGCAGCAGAGAAAGCUCUGAGGGACACUUACUUCGUCAUGGAGAAUUUUGAAGUGUUGGAGAUCAAAAAGAAAGACCUUAAGAAGAUUGAUGAGACCUCUGGUGUAAAGUCAGAUGGUAAUAAGAUUAUGAUGACAGAGUUUCUGGUAACAGGGUUUGGUCUGGAUACAGGGACAGAGCUAAGGUAUGAAGGCGGGUUUGAUGAUUGGACCGUUGAGUGCAGAUGCGGUGCUAGAGAUGAUGACGGCGAGAGAAUGGUGGCUUGUGAUGCUUGCAAGGUUUGGCACCACACUAAGUGCCAUUCCAUAGAAGAUGAUGAAGUUGUGCCUCAGGUGUUUUUAUGUAAUAGGUGUUUUGGAGAUAGCGUGAGAUCCAAGAAACGCUGUGUUGCCAAGCGCUAGCACUUGCAUAGCCAAGUGUUUUGGAGAUCGCUUGCGAGUUGCGGCCCAAGAAGUGCGGACUUUCCCUAAUAUAUUUUAACAUAAACCAUUGAUUAUAUUAAUUAACAUGCAUAGCUGGUGUUUUGGAGAUCGCUAUGAUUGAUCGU